AUGCUCGUCAAAUAUGGAAAAUUCUUUGUCAAAUUCUUGCGCGUGAGCGCCUGGUGGCCAGAACUACGUGGUCUCGACGGCAUUGAGUGGCAGGAAGCCGACGUACCUACCCUUCCACAGUGGGCACUUCCUAGUUCGCCACUGUGGUAUUACACAGACGAAGAAAAAGAGACGCACUUGCGUAUGCGUGAGGCUCGUGAUCGCAAGUUCUGGAAACGAGUUGGCGAUUUAGGCGAUCGCAUGGGCAUUCAAGCUUUCUUUGAACUCGGUGGACGCCGCAUUACUCUGAACAACCGACCCGCGCAACUGAUGCCACCAGUCGAGGGCGCUCCUCUCACCAAGCAGCAAGCAGCUCGUAUGUGGAUGGACGAUUGGAUGGAACAGACAAAGACUCUUCCUCCAUCUGGAAACGAGAUAGCGGCUCAGCUGCUCGGUUUCAAACUUCGAUUUUACGCCUCCGAUGCUCGCGACAAGUCGGAUACACUGCCCGACAACCUUAUCUACCUUGCCGCUUUAUUGAUCAAGAUAGGGUUCAUUUCCAUCCUGGACCUUUAUCCACAUUUGUAUCCAUUAGAAGAAGAUAUGCCUGCGCACAAAGAACGACUAUUGCAGGCUAAGAAAGAGCGGGAACAAAAAGAGAAAGGGGGAGUGGUCAAUGCCCUCACCAUGGCCGGUGCCCUACCAGACGACACAUUGCCGCCUGCCGUUUCACGUCUUCGGGAGACCGAAAGCAAGUCUAAACCGGAGUCUGAGCGAAGCACUCCUGGGCGCACCGACGAAGGAGGAGACACCAAAGAUGUCUUGCCCGAACCUAGGGACCAGAAGUUUCAGCUUCUUCAGAGUCUACUGUGCAUAGGCGCUCUUCCAGAGGCACUCUUCAUCCUGGGCCGUCAUCCCUGGUUGCUUGAAGUACACCCUGAACUGCUUGAUCUUAUCUUCCGUCUUGCGCAUCACUCUCUCAGCAAGAUAUACGAAGACGCGAAACCUGAAUCUGGCGAGAGCACCGAUCCCGUGACGAAGGGCACCGGUCUCCGCACAACUCCGAGGCCAAGCGAUUAUACUCCCCGACGGACGCUCCGUUGGGCUAAGCCGGACCAGCGGGAUGCAGGUGAUGGAAUUGAUUACAAGUUUUAUUGGGAAGACUGGAUGGAUAAUGUCCCCGUCUGUCAAGAGGUGGGUGACGUUUUCAAGUUAUGCAACACCCUCCUUGGUCUUGUUGGACCAGAGUGCGGCAAAGACGUCGUUCUUCUCGCCAAAAUUGUACGAAUUGGAAAGAGGAGUUUGGCCGAAGACUCAUCGGACGAGAAUCGAAAGCGCUGGAUUGAUUUCUCCGCUGCUUUCAUAGCACCCGCCUUGUCCUUUACUGGCAAGAAUCCAGGUAUCGUCAAUGAGGUCUGGGACUUGCUCAAACAAUUCGAUACUGCCACAAGAUACAACAUCUAUCAGCAGUGGUUCUCCGGAAACAAGCCCGCCAUCCGUGCCGCGUUUGCAGAAGUGCAAAGUCGAACGAAACACGAACUGUCCCGAGUUUCUGCGACCAACACCAAGGAGUACGGCCGGAAGCUUGCAAAAAUCUCUUAUUCCAGCCCUGGCAUUGUGUUCAAGUUGACAGUAAAGCAACUUGUUGCCUACCCCAACAUGAUUGAUGCGCUAGUGGAGUGUAGUCGAUACCUCACUUUGUUGGGCUAUGAUUGCUUAACCUGGACAUUGGUGAACUUCUUUCUCAAUCCCGACAAGGGAUCUACGCAAGACGAUGGCAUGUUAUCAGCGCCCUGGCUCAAGAACAUCGCCUCUUUUGUUGGCAAAGCUUAUCAAAAGUACAACCUCAUGGAUCCAGUACCAGUGCUACAAUACACCGCUUCCCAGCUACUGCGUUCAGAAGGCGAGCUGUUCAUGUUGGACGUCCUUGAGCAAAUGAUCAAGUCCAUGGGAGGCAUUGCUGUGAGCAGUUCAGUGUCAGAAUCCAUGGUUUUAGCGCUAUGUGCAGGCCCGGUCCUCCGUACCUAUACACUACAACAUCACCUCUCUGACUAUCGUCAGCAAGCUGGCUCAUCCGCAAGACGACUAGUCAAAUGCCUCAAGGAUACAGGCCUGGCGCCACAGUUGCUCAUCGCUCUGGCACAACAUGUCGAGGCCUAUCCCCAUCGUAGCGACCAACAAGACACCCCGGACAAGGUAGUCCUCUUCAACAUGGACAAGCUCCGGUCCAACCUAGCCCAGUAUCUGGAACUGCUCCGGUCAUACCUUAGCGUGAACGAGUUCGACAGCCUCUUUCCUCCGCUCAUCGAAAUGAUUGCAGACUUUGGCGUCGAGCCUGAUGUUGCUUUCACUGUCGCUCGUGCUAGUAUCACCGCAAAGGCGAAUGCAUUCAGAGCGGAACAGCGAGCAAAUCUGCUUCAAAGCAAGUCAAUGACGAGUAAUGACGUGGUCAUGGAAGGAACGCAUGAUUCAGCCGAGCAACACACGACUCCGCCUAGUGGUGAUGUCGAAAUGAAAGAUGCAAAACCAUCUACCAGCCAAGACCUGACUCCUUCAGAAGGUACUCUGCCUGACGUGCCAAAUGCACAAAUCGAAAGUCUAGCAGAAGAGCUCAAAUCUUCGAUUCCAGAGACUUUUGCGGAACAUCCUUGCGUAUCUUUUUACGUCACGUUCUGGCAGUUGUCAUUACCUGAUGUGGACAGCAACGGCAUGGCACAACAAUAUCAGAAGACGGUUACGGCAUUUGAGCGACAGUUAAUAGCAACACCCAUUGCUGAGCAGCGUCGCGGAGGAUAUAAGCUGAACCCGCCAAGGAAAGACGCCGACGAAACUCGUCGGAUCAAGCUUGAGAUUGAGAAACUGAAACUCGAAAAAGCAACUGUUUCUCAGGCCAGUCUUAACACGCAAUUGCAUUUGCAGAAUGAAAUGCGACACUGGUUUGAUGGUGUACCAAUGUUGGACUCACGCUCUGAUGCACUACACAAUGCUCUGCUCCAGGAUUGCUUCCUCCCACGGAGUCGCAUGUCUUUGCAAGAUGCUCAAUUCACCGCUACCAUGCUCAAUUUCAUGCAUAAGUCGGGAACCCCAGGAUUUCGGACCAUCAAGCUACUCGACCUUCUUUUCACCGUCAACAAACUAAGUUGCAUCAUCAGCAUGUACACCGAGGACGAGUCGAGAGCUUUUGGUCGCUUUUUGAAUGGCGUGCUUUGCGAAUUACAAAUCUGGCACGAGAACAAAAACGACGCCUUUGCCCGGUGCGCGCAAGGAGAGAAAAAGAACUUACCAGGAUUUGGAAAGCGCUUUGAUGCGGAUCGGACAGCGACCGAUUUCCUGUCGUAUAUGGAGUUCUGCUCGCUCUUGUACAAGUGGCACAAAGCUCUUUACACUGCACUGAAGACGUGCAUAGACAGUGGUAACUGGAUGCAAAUUCGCAAUUCCGUGAAUGUUCUGAAGGCACUGCACCCUGUCUUCCCAAGGGUGGACUUCAUGGCAACAGACCUACAGCACACAAUCACCCAGUUAGCGGAAGCCGAUUCAAGACAGGACCUGAAAACUUCUUUGCUUUCCAUCCUCGGUGAUCUCAACAAGAGCAAGAAAUACUGGCAGACAGAUCACGAAUUUCGUCAGGUGAGUACUCCAGAUAACCUCGCUCACCAGGCAUGUAUUGACGUAUCCAAGAUGCCCGCACCUCCCACACCAGUGAAUGGGCAUGACAAAUCUGUCACAGAGAAGGCGAAGCCUUCAUCGGAGGCAUCUACGCCCCAAUUGAAGCCAACGGCACCGGCCUUUAAGCCCAGAAACGAAGUUAAUGGGAUCCAUGCAACCCCCCCGGCUUCUAAAGAUGAUACUACUUCCAAGCGACCGGAAUCUACGCCAGCGACACCUGCGCUUCCUUCAAGAGAACGGGAAUCGGCAAUGGUGCUGGACGACAGGGUAACUGCCCCGUCACAGCAAGAAGCAGGGCUGCCUGCUAGGACAACUACAAAGCCUGGUCCCCCUAUGCAUCCUUCAUCUGUACCUCCUCGCCCCGAUGGGAGAAACACACCAAUUCACUCAGCCUCGAACACCAGAGCAUCGCACGCUUUACCAACCAGGCCAGAUUCGCAACCUCCAAGGAACCGACAGCCUGAGCGACCCACCACCAUGGACCGCCCACUUGAGCACGGUACACACCACCGUUACGAUACUCGAGCCCCUCCCAACGAGUAUGGACGUCUAGAGCGACCUAGUGAACCUGUACGCCAACGAGAACCCUCUCCUGGACGCCGUCCACGACCUGUUCCUGGAGGCAGGACGCCUGAGAGAAUGCCAGGUGGAGCUGACCAUCGUGAGUGGUCAGGCCGAGAUCCGAGAGAUUAUGAUGAUCGAGCGAUGCGUGGACACCCGCGUGACACACGAGCUCCUCCAGUCCGACCACCUCCCGGCUGGGAUCCGCGCGACACUAGAGAUCCACGCGACCAGCGCGAUCGGCCAGAUUCUCGCGGCCAUACUGCCCCCAUUCCUAUGGAACCCCGACGCAUGCCGCCGACUUCGUCCAUGGCACAUGAACAUGUAACAGCACGUCGAGACGGACCGCCUCCUUAUCGUCAAGGUGGAGAGCGAGGCGACGGACCCUCAAUAACUCCAAGAUCGUCAACUCCAGUCGCUGCUGCAUCAGUAGGCGACGGUCCCACUGUGGAUCCUGCACGUGCGGCUCUAAUCAAUCAAAGCGAACAGCAUGGUCUACCUGAGCUAUCGAGACAGGACCGCGACAGUCGUCGCGACCGAGACUCUCGUCCACAAUCCCCUCGUCGCGGAGAUGAUCGACGUGGCGACGAUAGGCGUGGCAAUGAGCGUCAGAUGGAUGACCGGCCACCAGCCUACCACGGCCGUCACGAUACUCGGGAUUAUCGAGACGAGCGCGGACUUAUGCAGGGUCCAUUACCGAGUGGUCGAGAUCGUCGAAACGAUGGUUCUGCGAUUACCCCAACAGGUCCACGCGUAGAUCGAACAGAAGCUUCAGCUUCAUCUCGUGCUUCUCGCGAGAUGUUUCAGCCAACCCAAGGUUCAAGGCCAUCAGGUCAAGAUCCCAAUUACGGAAGACUAAACCAACCGUCCGAGUCGAUGCCGCCCUCUGGCCCGCGGAGUGAUCGUCCACAUGGACAAUCUCAGUCAUCCACUCCGAUCGCGCCGACAGGCCCAUCUACACCUGGUGGGAUUCACCCUAGUAGGCUUGAAAACAUACAAGGGAAAGGACCAAGUGGCCCACCCCUUCAAACGAACAUGUCCAAUGCUCCAAGUGGACCACGAGGCUCAGGUCGAAUGCCUCAGGGACCUAUGCCUCCGUCGCCUGUUGGACGAGGUGCACCCACUGGCCCAGCCGUCAAUGAUCGUGGACCCAGAAAUGCCACUAACCCACUACGGGCGAUCAAUAAUGUCCUCACGCAGAACACACCUGCAGACCGGUCAUUCGAACGAAAUGGGCCACCAGCUUCCAAUCCCGCUGUACGUGGUCGUGGAUCAACGCGUGCCAAUGGUUCUAUAGAUGCACCUGGUGGCAUGUCCAGCCCCAUGCCGCCACCCUCGCAUAAUCCCAUGGCAAUAUCACGGCCUGACAGUCAGCAAUCACGAAAUAGUAGACUGGAGCCCGGACCUCCCCAUCUGGAACCCACUUUUCAAGAUGAAGGACGGUCAGAUUCGCGUGGGCAUCGCGAAAGCAGACGCAGUGAGCGCUCCGCUCACGAGCGAUCCACCGACCGCAGUGACCGCCGCCUCGAUGAGCGAGGCGCCCGGAAUGUUCCCGUUGACCGCCUUGGCCCCCCGGAAGAAGAUCGUGGCUCAGAUCGUGAUCGCCGCGAGAAAAGCAGGAUCGACCGUGAUUCGAGCAGAAGAGACCGCGAACGAGACGGUGGCGAGCGCUCUGGCCGCGAAUCGAGGGAGCCCAGCAGACGGGAGAGGGUUCCAAGAGAAGAUGGAAGGACCUCUGGAGGCGACGGCAGGGAUAGGAGGAGUCGGGCUAGUGCAAGCAGUGCAGGAGGGCCAGAGGACGUCCGGAAGAGGACGAGAGACGCUACGGACCAGGGAAUGCCGCAUGGAGACGUGAAGCGGAGACGUUAG
This is a messenger RNA of Plenodomus lingam JN3, 6075 nucleotides long. The record is from RefSeq and is a predicted model, not a curated record. Lineage: Eukaryota; Fungi; Ascomycota; Dothideomycetes; Pleosporales; Leptosphaeriaceae.